AUGCUCUUAAAGGCAGCAUACCACGAAUCUGACGUGUUGCAGCGCGCCACUCCUGUGCACAUUCAACUGCGAUCAGCCGAAGUAGAGGUCAGAUUGAAUGACUGCGGCACAAUGUCGAUGCCCUUCGGUAAAACUGUUGUGUUCGUGGUAACUUUCACCAGCUAUGCUCUCUACCAUUCGGCAAGAAAAACAUUGAGUGGUGUGAAAUCGUCUGUGACGGAAGACUGGUUAGAUAACGUUACUCACAAUCCACUUUUCGAUAGUGGGGCUCAGGCAAAAACAUUUCUUGGAACACUCGAUGCAGUAUUUAUGACUGCAUAUGCUACGGGACUCUUUUUCUGGGGAUGGUUGGGUGAUAGAUCAAAUCCGAAAUAUGUAGUAGUGACAGGUAUGAUGGGAUCGGCGAUCUUGAUGGUACUGUUCGGAGUGAUACCAAAAUGGUACAAUUUGUAUAAUGUAACGUAUUAUGUACUUACGUACACGCUGUUUGGUUUUGUACAAGCAUGUGGUUGGCCCAACGAAAUCGCCAUAAUGGCCAAUUGGUUCGGAAAAGCAAAUCGCGGUUUUGUUAUGGGUUUGUGGGCAUCAUCUCAGCCAGUCGGCAAUGUUUUCGGAUCUUAUCUCACGGCAAUCAUUCUGCCACUUGGGUAUCAGACCACGUUUCUUGCUGGUGCUUCCCUCAUGCUCGUUGGAGCCGUUGUCGUCAUGUUAUCGAUCAGUGUUAGACCGAAGGAGGAAGGGUACUUUGCAGUGACCGAAAGUAACCGAAGAGAAAGAAGAUCUACUUCUGAAGAAGAAACUGGAGAACCCAUAAGCAUUCUCAAGGCUAUUCUACUACCAGGAGUUUUAGCUUAUUGUCUAUGCAAUGCAUCCCUUAAACUUGUUAACUACGCAUUUUUCUUCUGGCUUCCACUGUAUCUUACCGAGGCUUUCCAAUGGGAAGAAGCGAAGGCAGAUGAAUUGAGUAUAUGGUACGAUAUUGGUGGUAUCAUUGGAAGUGUUGCUGGAGGGUAUAUUUCCGAUAAGAUGGGGUGCCGAACGCCGCUGAUCGUAGUCAUGCUGGGAGCAUCCGUGGGGGCAUUAUUUGUGUACUCUCAUGCAGGUCCUACACUUGUUUGGAAUGCUUUUCUCAUGACCAUAGUGGGUGUUACAAUUUCUGGUCCGUACAACCUUAUUGUGGGCACCAUUUCCGUCGACUUAGGAUCUCAACCAGCUCUAGCUGGUAAUGCUAAGGCUAUGGCAACGGUAUCAGGAUUAAUAGACGGCACAGGAUCUGUCGGAAGUGCAUUCGGUCAAAUAUUUGUUCCAGUUCUGCAAAAUAGCUUUGGUUGGAGAUCUGUGUUCUAUCUCUUCAUGACCUUGAAUCUUUUCGCUAUCGUUUGCAUCAUGAGGCGUUGCUUGAUCGAUCUAAGGUGGCUCUAUCGCUGUUGGCUAAACCCAUCGAAGGUGGUGCCGGAAAAAUCAUAG
Messenger RNA from Necator americanus (New World hookworm), 1467 nucleotides. RefSeq lists its product as uncharacterized. NCBI's taxonomy places the organism in Eukaryota, Metazoa, Nematoda, Chromadorea, Rhabditida, Ancylostomatidae. Gene Ontology annotation, biological process: transmembrane transport. The record is from RefSeq and is a predicted model, not a curated record. Bases 1 to 1467 code for a protein of 488 amino acids. Gene Ontology annotation, molecular function: transmembrane transporter activity. Gene Ontology annotation, cellular component: endoplasmic reticulum membrane. The transcript is spliced from 17 exons.